This is a messenger RNA of Symbiodinium pilosum, 630 nucleotides long. The record is from the annotation of a GenBank genome assembly. NCBI's taxonomy places the organism in Eukaryota, Dinophyceae, Suessiales, Symbiodiniaceae.
AUGGCACUUGAGACCAGCAUCUCGCAUCUUGCAGACAAGCUCUUCCUGCCCUGUUUGGAUGAUGGCUGGGGCGCUGCAUCGUGCCAAGAUCGUGUUGGCGCUGGCGCGGUAGCCCUGCUCGAAGCCUUGGCCAACAUCCACUUCGGCAUCUUCGGUGAAAUCUUCCGCAACGUGAACAAGAAGCUCCACCGUGUCAGGGAGCACCUCUUCCAUUUCGCAGAAGGAGAUCCAGCGGUCACGAACAGCACGCUGAUCAGCAACUUCAAUCGCAUCGGCUGUCCAAACCCGAAUCCGCCACAUGCCGACUUGGAAGUCUUCAAGGCGCUUCUGCUGUUAGAUGCUGUUUACGAAGAUGAGGUUGAGAUGCUGUUGCAUCUUGGUUUUGCCAAAGCAUCAGAGGCGCUCCCUUACUACGUCGUCAUGCGCCACAUCACUUGGGGUAAUGUGGACAGCGAGACUUUUUACGACCGGGCUGCGGCAGAUUCCAAGUUUGCUCAGUACAAUGGCGGUGGGUAUGCCACCAUACAAGUGGAUGGCAAAUUCCAGGAGCUGGCUUACUACGGGAACCGAGGCGGGAUCCGGCUCAGCCACCCAAGUUCCUUGCACCAGAAGCCAGAAGUUGGCCCCUGA